Messenger RNA from Petromyzon marinus (sea lamprey), 8417 nucleotides. The record is from RefSeq and is a predicted model, not a curated record. NCBI's taxonomy places the organism in Eukaryota, Metazoa, Chordata, Hyperoartia, Petromyzontiformes, Petromyzontidae.
UGACCUAUCAUUUGUGGCCAGGUCGCUUCUGAAAAAGAACUCAGUUGGCCUUACCUGGUAGAAUAAAACGUCUUAGUUUAGUGCAAGAUACUCCGGAAAGCAAGACUCACUCCAAGAUAUGGGGAGAACCGUCAACUGAAUGGGAUUCUGAUCCACUAGAUUAACACGCAUUUUCCUGAAGACAAAUGCACGCUCUGGAUUGUAAGAUACACCCCCAACUUUUGCUUUCAAACAUGGGAGGAAAAAAAAUCACGUCUUAUUAUCUGGAGAGUACGGUAAUUGAGACAGAUGAUGACGCUAAUGAUCUGUUAUGAGUAAAGUGCCAGGUUUUCUGAUUUAUUUUGCUGAUUGAUAACCGAUUACAUGUUGCUGAAUUACCCGACUUAAAAUAACACGGAAAUAGGGGUGGGGGAUAAAAAAAAAGUCUCAAUCUCUUUUCCCGCAUCUUCUGCUGGACGGGAGGUGAUGGGUGGGACUUGGCGAUGUCAUCGGCCCCAUUGUCAGCCGCAUCGCACCGUAAAAGCAGAGCCCAGUAACUCGCCAAGGGAGCGGAAAGCGCAUCCUUUGUAGCUGGCCAAUGGCCAAAAAAGAGGGGACCUUUCGAAAGAAAGCAUCCAACUGUUGCGCUCUUACGGCUGAUGCCAUUGAGCUGUAAUGAGCGUUGCAGUGCCGGCGGCUGGUUGCUCUGCAGUGGAGUCACGUGCGAAGUUUGGCCAGGUGAAUUUAUUACCUGGGUGCAUUACGUGGUGGUAGCAGCAGCACUGGACUGUGAGGGAUGGGGUCGGUGUGGCGAGGCUUUCAUCAGGCAGUGGAUAGACACUGGCUGAUGAUGAAUCACUUUGGCGGUUUAAUAUUAAAAUGAUGUACCUUUAAUCACGCUGGGGAUACUGCCGUGGCGAUUUUCAAUCCGGAGGUCGAGAGGUCGCCGGUUUUGAAUUGAUCUCCUGGCAUGGCAGUAACAACAAUGGUACAAGUUUCUUAAAUCUUCGCUCGUCCUCCAUCCACCCAGCGGUAUAAACGGGUACGCCACAAGUUGGUCGACCGGCAAAGUCACGUGAGGUGGGGUAAAGUGUGGGUUACGCCCACCUCUUCCAGGGCGUCUGGGUCCGUGUAGAAGCGUGGGCCGUUAUAGCCUCUCGAGGAGCUCCCUGUAGUUGGAGGGGCCCUUCCCCGUCAGUCGUGUGGCGGGGCAAGCGAUUCCAGGGCUGCACUUUUUACCGUGUUAAUCAAGCGUGGUGUUUUGCUGCGCGUUUGUGCGUGUGACCCCCCCCCCCACACACAGGGAGGCGGCGGAGUUGUGGCGUUCCUCUUAAUACCGUAGCUGCGUACAUUGUUUAAUAUCCUGUGGAUAACUUAUAGACCAUAAUCGAGCCGUCACAUUUCUUUGGAACCUUAAUGCUCAACUAUUGUUUGGGCAAGUGAAAGAAUUUCACGUGGGAUGGUGGCAGAGGGGGUGGUCCUGUUCCAGUUUAACGCACUGUACUUGGGUAAAGAAGAGGGAGGAGGAGGAGGAUGUGAUGGCGUAGUGGUUUGCACCCUCAACUGUGAACCUGGGAAUCUGAUUUUGAUUCAUGGUCCUGCCUCGCAUCAAUCGCCGAGUGAUGAUAUCUGUCUCGGUCCUAGGCUCUCUCCCGCUGAAACAACGCAAUGGUCAAACAACCCCCAUAGCUGAUACGACGUGACCAUCUAGCAGUGGAUUAAGAUGAGCCUGUAAUAGAUAUACAUGUCGCUAUACAAUGGGUAAAGUACUAAUAAUUUAUAUUUAGCCGUUAAUGAGUACUUGCCAUUAGGAGUGAGUUGGCUGAUGAGCAAACCUUGAAAAACAUUUUUUUUCCCCAAGAAGGGGCUAAUAUGCUUUAAUUAUUAUAUAUACUUUAUUUUAUUUUUGCUGCUAAUGUUUUAAUUUUAUUCCAUCUGUCCUAUGGUGUCAUAGCAUGAGACAGUGGUCAUUCAGAAAUCGUGCAGGGCUAUGCCCCCCCCCCCGCCCCGUGUCAGAGAACACCGUGGGUAAAGAGAUGAAUGAGAUAUCGCAGACCUGAGAUCACUCCUUGUGGCCUCUUAUACCCACACACCUUCCCACAUGCCCCGUCGACAGAGAUCAAGGUUAUUUUGUUUGAUUGUAUAUUUUGUUUCACCGAAUGAGAAUUCAAGACACAUUGCAAGAGUGACCGCUGGGGCAUUAUUCUGCCAGUAAGGGGGCGAUGAUGUGCUGCUGCGCUUGUGAUCCCAAUUUAGUUAUUUGCAGGUAGUUUUUUUUAAAUGGUCACUUUGGAGCGUGACGCCAGGAUGUGGCGGCCUACCCGUGCGAUUGACGUCGAGGGUUAGUUAACGUCCACUGUGAGAAGGGGCAGACAGGGCGUAGUGUUACAGUUAUUCUACCCCCCAAGUAAUGAUCAGGACAGCCGCUGGAAUGGAACCGUGAACGUCUGCAACAAGCAGCCAACUUUGCAGUCUUCUUUGUUCAGUUUUAUUAAAGAAUUUUCCGUAAUUAAUUUCCGUUGGAUGUCGUAAUGACCAUGUCAUCAGCAAAUAUGAUAUCCGUAAUGUUGUCUCCAUUUUAUGAUCGUCUGUUUCUGGAAUGCAGUUUUUGGAGAAACAUCUUAUAACGUUGCGAUGAAUAACUUUGGGGAAAUGUUGUUACCAUGUCUGACUCAUCUUCUGCUACGUGUUGAUUUUCACAUGUUAUUUUUUUUGCUUCAUGCAGUUUCAUAGCUCUCUCCCCGUCUUGGAAUUUAUCCUCGUAUUUACGAAAUAUGUUUUUAUCCAGAAAAUUCGCUAAACAAUUGAAAAUAUUUCUCAAGACGGAAACUGCCGGGAGAACUCAUUGAGGUGCGAUCGCCUGGCUCGCCAGGAGAAGGCCAUGCAGCAAAUGGACUAAUCUCCAUCUGUUUACAUUUAUACGGGGAUAGAGUGUUGCCCCCCUCGCACGCGGGUUUUCUCUGCAUUCCUCCCACUUGUAUAGUAACUCAUUAAUCAACUGAAAAAUAUCUUUAAAUGAAAACUCAAUGCUGGACCCUCCUGAGAAAGAGGUCGAUGACUCAGUCUGGCUUUCCUGCAAUAAUUACAAUACAAUAGAUGAUUGAUUAUCCGGCAGCUUACGGGAGAAGGGGUUGCCGGAUUCUCAAAAACGCCAGAUAAUCACAACAUCGUUUAAAAUGUGUUAUUUUUGGCACACUCUUGUAUAACACGUUUCAGGUGUUGCGUCUUUUAAAUUUGCUAAAUGGAAUUGGCAUAAAUAAACAUAAAAAUAGACAAAAAUAAACACCCUACUGUAAAAAGUUAUGGUAUUUACUGUCCAGUACUUACCACUCCAAUCUCGAAGACCCUCCACUCCGUCACUUAUUGAGUAAACACGAGGGCGGUGACUUGAGGCGUUAAGUGUUGGUGACAGCGUGAGACGCCGCGAGUGGGCGGGUGUGUGAGCGGGCACUUGGAUUACGUCUACCGAUUACAUCGACGGAUUACAACCUUGGAUUACAUCUACGGUUUCCAUCUCCGUCUCCUCCGCUACGUCUCGAGCUUCGACGCGAGGCCCCCCCAUUCCUCCACCUGUCAUGCCCAAAUAUUAAAAUAGCUGCCGUGCUGUGCCUCGAUUCGCUGGCUCUAUCCGGCUGGUGCUUAUGUAUACACAUGUAUAUUUAUAUCUGUAGAGUCCGUGCAUAUAUAUUUACGUGCACUCCUCCCUGAACGACCACAUCGCCGAACGGCUAUAAGCCAUCUUCAGAUUCUGUUGCACGGGGCCGAACGCGAAGGACGCAAUGAAGCGGUGUUUCCUGGGCUGUGCGAGAGAUUUUGACUCGCUGGACAAGGACAAUGUUUAUGAAAACAACAAGCUGGCUUUUGAGGUUGCGGAGCGGGAGCUGGGCAUCCCGGCGCUGCUCGACCCGAGCGACAUGGUGAACAUGGCGGUGCCCGACCGGCUCAGCGUACUCACCUACGUGUCGCAGUACCACAACUACUUCUGCGGCAAGCAGACGGCACUGGGAAGCUCUGAGCCUGGUGCCCGGGUCGCCACUUCGCCGUCGCUCAAACCGAUCCAGGACGCGACGGAGGAGGGGGCGACGACGAUCGUGGUGGGGCCAGCGUUGGAGGGAGGAACCAGCAGCACCAGCAGCAGCACCAGCAGCAGCAACAGCAGCAGCAGCGCGGGUCCCAGCUCCAGCACCUGCUGCCUGUGCCAGCGCCACGUGCACCUGGUACAGCGCUACCUGGUCGACGGAAAGCUCUACCACCGCAACUGCUUCAGGUGCAAGGACUGCUGUAACACGCUGCUGCCCGGCACUUACAAGCUGGGCGCAGACCCCGGGACCUUCGUGUGCACGCACCACCGCACGCCCAGCCACCUGUCCCGGCGGCCGCCGUCUGUCCGCCCACCCCGACCGCCCCAACCACCCGCCGACGUCAAGUCCCCCGACUCGGGCCCCAAAUCGGAUCCCAAAUCGGAGACUAAAGACGCCGAGAUGAGGAGCAGCAGCAGCAGCGGCAGCAGCGGCAGCAAGGUAGACGUGGACCCGAGCCGGCCUCGUCCCGAUGGUCUGGCUGACACCCGCGGCCCCGAAGGAGCAGAAUUAUCCCAAAACCACGGCUCAGAGUGGCCUUCCCACACCAGAGCGGAGUCUCUGACGGACCCAGAAAGCGCUUGCCGCUUUAACGGCGAUGGUAGAGGAGAGCGGAGCGGAGGGGAGGAGGGCGUCGGAGGCAAGGAGGCGGCGAGCACCACCACCACCCCCCCCACCGUGAAUGGAGUGCAGGCACCGCUGGGGAGCGAGCCAGACGCCCAAGGGUUAGAGGACGCAUGCGGAACAUCGUUUGCCGCGGCAGCGGGAGGAGAAAAGGGGGGCGAGGCGGCCGAUCGUAGCACACCGCCCGCCGAGGACAAGGCCGCCACACCCGGCGGACCGGAGAUGACGGCGUCCGGUGGAGAGACGUCUGGUGGUUUUCCCGAGGCGUCGAGCGGUGAGGCCGAUUCCGGCACGGCCGAACGGAAUCGUUCGGCGGCGGAGGAGAGGAGCGAAGGGGAGGGCGCUGCGGAAGGCCACGGACACGCCUCUGUCCCCACCCCCGCCCCGAGGAGGAACACAGAGACACCGUCCCCCAGCACGCGGCCUGUGCCAAAACCACGGGGCCACGCGGCGGAACAAACAGGCUCGACGGCGGCGCUUCCCGUGCCGCGACCCCGCAGCAUGGCGGCGCCCAUCUCCCCGCCGUGGUUGUCCCUGGUGGGGGCCGAGUCCCGCAAGCGGCCCGCGCCGCCCCCUCCUCCGCGCCCACCUGGCCUCAACGCUGGCGUCAGGAGCCCCAAGCCGGCGCUUCCCGGGAAACCCGCUUCCUUUCGCAAACCGGACGACCUCGCCGCUCGCGCCGCGCGCCCACCAGCGGCUGCGUCGUCAGAGCGGAACCCGGAGCCGUCCGGCGGGGCGCGACUCCGGCGCGAGGGCAAGAGGCAAGAGGCCUCGUGGUACAACCCUUUCGAGGAGGAGGACGACGACGAUAAAGGCGACGAGAAGGGGACCGGCAAGGAAACGGAAAAGUCCGAACGCAGCGAGGCGGCUGCCGAAAAUGGGCACGCGGGGACGGGGUCAGAAGGUUUGGGAAGCGGAUCCGACCUCGCCACGGGUGAGGUCGGCGUGAGCUCGCAGGAGGACGGGGAGACGGGGAACCUCAAAGUGGCCGACCACCCUUGGUACCGCAUCACGCCGACCGGGAGUCCGCAGACUCGGAAACGGGUUGCACCUGCAGCACCCGGGAAGCGAUUGCCCGGAUGCUCUUCCCAGCCGUCGACGCCGCCGACCGCACGCUCGCUAGCGCGGGGACCACCCCCCCCCAGGCCCCGGUCCACAGAGCCCCCGCUCACGGCCUCUGAGACGUCACUGAGCGUCGCUCGUUAUGUAGCCGAGCCCGCGGGCCCCUCCAAACCCUGCAGCCAAUCGCAACCGGCGCUGUCCGCGCCGGCCGACGCUGCCGCCGCCCCCGUAGAAGUGCCGCCACCCGUCGCGGCUGCGGCCGCCCCCUCAGCAGAGGACUCCCCCGAGAUCCCGCAGCACGAGGUCAAGCCCGCAGCGCCGGACUCGCCGGACGGGGCCCCGCCCACGAGCGACGCCCCGCCCACGCCAUCGCAGGCCACACCCCCUCCACGCCCGGCCACGUCCCCCGGCCUGCUGGUGGCCAAUGGGACCUUGAGCGCGGCCGCAAGCCCCGCUCACUCGACGGGAGACACGCCCCCUCCUCGCCCGGCCACCGCCCCCACGCGGCUGCCACCCCAGCCUCCUGGCACGCCCAGCGCCCAGCAGAAGACGAUCUGCAAGGAAAAUCCCUUCGACAGGAAGCCGCUCGUUACAUCCUCCUCCCCGUCAGCUGCUCCGGCUCAGAGAAAAUCCCGGAACGGGCCGAAGCCGCGCCGGCCCCCGGCACCGGGGCACGGCUUCCCCAUUAUCAAACGCAAGGUCCAGUCUGGGGAGCCGGUGCCAGAGGAGGAGAUCCAGAGCGAGCUGGAGCGCAUCGCUAGGCAGCUGGACCGGCUGGAGCGACAGGGCGUUGCCAUGGAAACCAGCUUGCGCCAAGCGGACGGAGAGGAGGGCGAGAAUCCGAUGAUGACAGACUGGUUCAAGUUGAUCCACGAGAAGCAUCUGCUUCUGCGCCAGGAAUCUGAGCUCAUCUACAUAUCCAAACAGCAGAUCCUGGAGGAGCGACAGGGAGACGUGGAAUUUGAGCUCCGGCGCCUGUUCAACAAACCCGACUCGGAGAAGAGCGCGGAGGAUCGGGCGCGCGAGGAGGAGCUCCUGCAGGAGCUGGUGAGCAUCAUCGAGGCACGCAACGCCAUCGUGGAGAGCAUGGACGAGGAGAAGCACAGGGAUGAAGAGGAGGACAAGGCCCUCGAGGGAGUCAUGCUCAAGAAGGCAGAGUUCCUGAAGGCGGAGAUGGACGUCCGCUCUACCUCCUCGCCCUCCGCACCGGGUGACAGGAAGAAGGGAAAGUUCAAGCCGCUCAAGCUGCUCCGUCGCUCCAGCACCAAGACCGACAAGAAGAGUGGGAGCAGCGGGGGCAGUGGGGGCAGCGGCGGGGCCUCGGGGGGCAGCAAGGGCACGGCUGGGGCAGCAAAGUGAGCGGUCAGCGGCGCCUGGGUUCGUCGUGGAGGCCGGUGCGAAGACGUAGGAGCAGCGUCGUCAACUUGGGCCGGAGGGGUUGCUGGAAGGCCGUGAGCCUCCAACACGGUUGUCAAGAGUGGUGGUGGUGCAGGUGGUUGAGAACAGAGCAUGUGUGAGAGUGUCGUGAGUACAUGGCACUGGCCGUGCCUGCCUGUUGAUAUCGGCUGCUUUUGACAGGAGGCAUGUAAUGAUUCGUUGACCAAACAAUCGGUGUGUACGCUCGCCCACGUGUUCCAUCGGAUUAAUUUUUUCGUGGUUUAUGAGACCUUCCUAUAGACCGAACGAAACUGAUUGAGGCUCAAACAGUGGGGCAGAACGUACGAGGACGAACGACGCCGGCGAGACAAACUAGAACGGGUAAUUUAAUCAAAGCAUUGGCAAAUAUUUAGCGUGAAUCGCGACAAUCGGAUCUCAGAGGUGGGGGGGGGGGGGCGGGGGAGAGGUGGAUCAUUAUUACAUGGCGAUUUGAGAGGCUGCUUGCAAAACACCCCUGUGCCCACGGGAUCACUUUGCGAGUCGUGGAGCAGAGGGCCGGUCGCUGCUGUUGGAGGCCUUGCCUGUUGUCGCCACGCUGCACGACCUGCGGUCAGCAGUUCACGGAGGGUAAAGGUGCAGCCCUGCAAUGUCCUGCGUCGCCGCUGGCAGAAAGGGCCUCUGCUGGAGGACGCCGCUCCAUUAAGGCCCCCUCUAGAGGGCAUUUUGGCCCACUCUACCACGCUGACCAGACACGAGUACCCACACUUUACCCCACCACACAAGACCUGCCCAUAAACUGUGCUGUACUCAUAAUGCUGGGUGGCAUGAGGCGGAGGGGACGGUGGCGUGGAUUCAUAAAUGUGCUCCAGUGUUUCAACUCCCGCGCCGGGAGAUCGAUCCGAUUACUUGCGGAAUUGCAAGUCCCAAGUGUGUGACCAUUACACCACUGGCAGCAUCCACGCACGUCACGUUGCCUGUGUGUGUUGUGUACGUGAAGCCUGGCCAGAAUUCUGGAAGAAUAUGGUAGUGUUACCACGAACAGCCUCAUGCCCACACUCUGAAACAUCUGCGGGUGAUUUGACCCUCCCAAGUUACCGUCAUGCUUCUGAGAGGGUCACUCUUGCGAAUGAGACUGCUAUCCUGGCCUCUGGAGUUCCCAUCUGGUCAAACUAAAUACGCUUGAGGGUCAACAGCAAUUUCGGCAGCCCCAUUGGUGGGAAAAAGCAUUAUAAACACUUUAUAUACUUGCAAUAAAGCACACUAUUAUUUCACAGUGACGGUUAUAAUCUGCCCACA